Messenger RNA from Naegleria gruberi, 1411 nucleotides. Its product is annotated as gamma-tubulin. Bases 9 to 1337 code for a protein of 442 amino acids. Gene Ontology annotation, biological process: mitotic spindle organization; microtubule nucleation; mitotic cell cycle. The record is from RefSeq and is a predicted model, not a curated record. Gene Ontology annotation, cellular component: centrosome; microtubule; gamma-tubulin complex. NCBI's taxonomy places the organism in Eukaryota, Heterolobosea, Eutetramitea, Acrasida, Naegleriidae. Gene Ontology annotation, molecular function: GTP binding; structural constituent of cytoskeleton. The transcript has 2 exons.
ACAAAAAAAUGCCAAGAGAAAUAAUAACACUUCAAGCUGGCCAAUGCGGCAAUCAGAUUGGAACAGAAUUUUGGAAGCGAUUGUGUUUGGAACAUGGUAUCGGAAGUGAAGGUGUUUUGGAAGAUUUUGCAGUACAAGGAGCUGGAGAUCGAAAGGAUGUUUUUUUCUAUCAGGCUGAUGAUGAACAUUAUAUUCCACGUUCAGUUAUUGUUGAUUUGGAACCUCGUGUUAUUGAGGGUAUUAAAAAGAGUCAUAGAAAUUUAUUCAAUCCAGAAAAUAUUUACAUGCCAGGUGAUGGUUCAGGUGCUGGAAACAAUUGGGCUAAUGGAUUUCAAUCAGCUGAAAAAUAUCAUGAAGAAUUAAUGGAUAUAAUAGAUAGAGAAGCAGAUAAUAGUGAUUCUAUGGAAGGUUUUGUUCUUCUUCACAGUAUUGCUGGUGGUACAGGUAGUGGUUUAGGAUCUUACUUGUUGGAGAAACUGAACGAUAGAUAUCCAAAGAAAUUAAUUCAAACCUAUUCCGUAUUUCCAUCAUAUGAGGCUGCGAGUGACGUUGUUGUUCAAUCUUACAAUUCAAUGUUGGCCCUUAAAAGAUUAAUUCUCAAUGCAGACUCUGUUGUUGUGCUGGACAAUACUGCCCUCAACCAAAUUGCUACCGAAAGACUUAAAAUUCCAAAUCCUAGUGUUGAUAAUAUCAAUAGUUUGGUUUCCACAAUUAUGGCUGCUACAACUACAACUUUGAGGUAUCCUGGAUAUAUGAAUAAUGAUUUAGUGGGUCUGAUUGCUUCUCUUGUGCCAACACCAAGAUGCCACUUUUUAAUGACAAGUUACACUCCACUCAGUGUUGUAGAUAAUCAAGCUAAAAUUCAAAAAACCAGUGUUUUGGAUGUGAUGAGAAGAUUAUUGAAUCCAAAAAAUAUUAUGGUGAGCUCGAAUAUUAAGAAAGGAUGUUAUGUCUCCAUACUCAAUAUUAUACAGGGUGAAGUUGACCCAACUCAAGUACACAAAUCACUUAGUUUAAUUCGUAAGAAAAAUUUGGCAAACUUUAUUCCAUGGGGUCCUUCUUCGAUACAAGUUGUACUCAGUAAGAGAUCUCCAUAUGUACAAACACAAAAUCGUGUCAGUGGUUUGAUGAUGGCAAAUCACACAUCAUUGGGCAGCUUAUGUCAAACAAUUCUCAAAAACUUUUUGGUACAAUAUAAGAGUAAGGCUUUCACACAAAAAUAUAUGGAAGCAUUUGAUAGUAAUGAUGAGUUUGAGGAUUCUAAAGAAGUUGUUUCAAGUCUAAUUGAAGAAUACAAACAAUCAGAGAGUGAAAAUUAUCUUUCAAUGCAACAAUAAUUUAUUUGUAAUAUACACAGAGUUUAGAAACAACAGUCACAACUAAUUCAAAAUUUUGAAUAAAAAUAUAAUUG